Molecule: messenger RNA, 357 nt
Organism: Staurois parvus
Lineage: Eukaryota; Metazoa; Chordata; Amphibia; Anura; Ranidae
Source: the annotation of a GenBank genome assembly
UGUCUGCUCAGGCACACUGCUCUGGAUGGCUGUGCACAGCACAGCCAUCCAGAGCAGUGUGCUUACAGUGAAGCACCAACACACCCAGCACACAGGUAACCCUUUGAUCGCCCCCUCAUGUUAACCCCUUCCUGCCCAGUGCCAUUAGUACAGUGUCAGUGCUUUUUUUAGCACUGAUCACUGUAUUGAUGACACUGGGAAUGUCAGUGACACAAAGUCAGUUCUCUCCAGUGUCAGAAUGCCCGCCGCAGUCCUGCUAUAAGUCACUGAUUCUCCCCAUUUUAGUACAAAAAAAAAUUCCAGUAUCUAUACCGCCAUUUGUAAACGCUAUAACUUUCAUGUAAACCAACUAAUUUA